Messenger RNA from Thlaspi arvense, 417 nucleotides. NCBI's taxonomy places the organism in Eukaryota, Viridiplantae, Streptophyta, Magnoliopsida, Brassicales, Brassicaceae. The record is from the annotation of a GenBank genome assembly.
AUGGGAAUGAGACAACAAAACUUCUGCUCUCGUGCACUCCGCGUCUGCGAGCCACGUUUAGCCUCCGUCCUGAGAAGAACAUCCAAAGUUCCCAUACGUUCUUCUUACUUGUCUGCUGCCCUCAUUACUCUUCUCAUUCUCACUCAUACUUGCAGAGUAAUAUCAGAGCCAUACAUCCUUAAUUUCAGAGCGAGACAGAGAGAGAUGAAUGCAGACUGGGGACCAGUGGUGGUGGCCGUGGGCUUGUUCAUUCUUCUGUCACCAGGGCUCUUGUUCCAGCUGCCGGCUAGAACAAGGGUGAUAGAGUUUGGGAACAUGUACACGAGUGGGAUUUCAAUCUUGGUUCAUUCAAUUCUAUACUUUUGUAUAUACACCAUCUUGAUUGUUGCCAUUGGCAUCCACAUACACGCUUAUUGA